ACCCAAUUUGUUUACUUCCGGUACAGGAGGCAGCUGACCAGGACUCCUUUUUAGCAGUGACUUUCCGUUGCAAAACAUUGUGUCUGCAUAUUUUUCUAUUGACUUUGUCCAUGCUUUUAUCACAGCAAUUUCAAAUAUGGUAGACUGAGUUGGCAGCAAUCAAGCAAGUGAGAAUGUCAAUUAUACAAGUGACCGGUUCAGGUGGGAGUGUCCACUCGGAUAGGACCCCUUUUUUCGGAGGUCGAGUGCCACCAGAGAUCAGCAUCCUCAUCAAACCAUUGUCAAAAUGUGACAAACAAACAGUCGGGAAAAUUUUGCAAUUGAUUGUAUCAUCCAUGGAAGGCAAACCAGUGAGUCCUGAACAAUUUAAAAAAAUUAGCAGUGAAACUCUGACUGAGGAUACUCUCACUGUCAUAUACUCGGGAUUAUUCUCCCUGCUGAGACGUGCAAUUAGACUACCCCUUACAUCUCUAAAACCAGAGAUGUUCAAAGAGGAUAUGAAUGAACUUCAAAUACCAGCUGAAUUCCAAGAAGAUAUAGCAAGUGUUGUAUUUGGAGCAAGGAGACCUCGUAUUGAAAAUGAGAUCUUAGACAGUCGACCCCGAUUACCAAAGCUGGAUCAACUAAAAUGGAGAGUUGAUGUUGCCAUAUCUACCAGUGUUUUGAAUAGAGUUUUAGAACCUACGAUAUUGAUGGAAAUGAAGCUUAGCAAUGGAAAGAUACACUCAUUUGAGGUUCCCGUGUCACAAUUUCACCAGCUGAGGUAUAAUGUGGCUUAUGUUCUGAAAGAAAUGGAAGAUUUGGAGAAAAAGAGCAUUCUCAAAAUUCAGGAUUGACAGUCAUUAAAAAAUGAAAGAUAACUCAUAUGAUUUUUGUGAUUAUAUCAACUGCAGUCUAAUUGAAACAGAUACCACUGGGGAUGCUCUGUACCUAUUAUUAUUAACACUGAAGAAUUCCAUUUCCUGGUAUAUUUGUGCUGUAUUUUGAGAUUUCAUAGAAAUAAAAUUGAUUAAUUAUU
Molecule: messenger RNA, 1018 nt
Organism: Magallana angulata
Lineage: Eukaryota; Metazoa; Mollusca; Bivalvia; Ostreida; Ostreidae
Product: COMM domain-containing protein 5-like
Exons: 7
Coding region: 174-836 (220 amino acids)
Cellular component (GO): nucleus
Source: RefSeq, a predicted model, not a curated record